Messenger RNA from Phyllotreta striolata, 483 nucleotides. The record is from the annotation of a GenBank genome assembly. NCBI's taxonomy places the organism in Eukaryota, Metazoa, Arthropoda, Insecta, Coleoptera, Chrysomelidae.
AUGACCGUAAAAAUCUCGCUCGCCCUUUGCGUUAUAUUCCUAUCGAUAUGCGCCGCCGAAGGCAUGAGUCUCCAAAGCAUCAUGGGCAUCCUCACCACAGCGGCGAACAUCGUCUACAAAUUUAUCAUGGAGUAUCUGCAAGACGACACCGGCUAUCCCCACGGCUUGGACCUGCUGGGCCUGCUGAGUAACACCAACGAUCGAGACCAAGUUCGCCUGCCGCCCGAGAUGAUGCAGCCGCCGAAUGGGCGACCGCCGGCGGGUAUGCAACCGCCACCGGGGAUGCAGCAACCGCAGGAUAUGUCCAAGUCGAUGGGUCAACAGGGAAUGCCGCCCAAUAUGAUGGGAUUCAGGCCCCCGAUGCCGCCCCCUUACGGCGAACAGCCGGGAUAUAUGCCACAGUAUCCGCAGCAAAGUUAUUAUCAGAAUAACUACCCGAUACCGGGGUAUCCCAUGCCCAUGGGGUACAAUAAAAUAAAGUAA